This is a messenger RNA of Mustela erminea (ermine), 5205 nucleotides long. RefSeq names its product PTPRF interacting protein alpha 3 (gene PPFIA3). NCBI's taxonomy places the organism in Eukaryota, Metazoa, Chordata, Mammalia, Carnivora, Mustelidae. Gene Ontology annotation, cellular component: presynaptic active zone. The transcript has 29 exons. The coding region runs from base 836 to 4396 and encodes 1186 amino acids. The record is from RefSeq and is a predicted model, not a curated record. Gene Ontology annotation, molecular function: protein binding. Gene Ontology annotation, biological process: synapse organization.
GUGUGCACUUCCCGAGGUGGGCGCAGGGGGUGCAGAAAAAGGUGCACCCGCCGACCCGGCAUUCACCCCGCUUUCCAGCCUGAGCGCGUGGCUCCGGGAGCCGCCCCCGCCUUAAAAUCCAACCUUUACUCCCACCUCACCGCCGGUCCUGCCCUCGCGUCCCGUGUGGCGCUAGGGCCGGCGCACGCCACCUCCGGGAUCUGGGGUCGCAACUCGCAUUCCACGCCGCGCGCCACUAGCUCCAGGUGACAUCAUCCCCUGCCGGGCUCCGCCUCCCGCCCCAGCCGCCUCACGCCGCGCACUUAUUGGCCGGCGCUCCUUGAGCUCCGCCUUCCGCUCUCCGCCCGCGCGACCCCUCCCAGUCCGCGCGAAGGCGGGGUUUAGCCACCGGCCGGCUCCGACAACGUCUCCCAUUGGCCAUUCAGAGCCGUCUGUCAGUCUCCUGUUAAAGGGGCCACGACCGCACGGGAGCUGUUGUGGGGGGGGAGGGAGGAGGAAUUUUUUUGGGGGGGAGGUGGGAUUUGGGGGGCGCUGGUGGGCACCCCUGGAUCUGGCGGCUGCGGCCUCGCGGGGGGGAGGCUGAACGGUGAUAGGGGCAGGGGGCUAUUUUAGGGUAGAGGGCUGUGAGACCGUGAGGGGGAGGGGGGGUCCCCAGCGCCCAAGCCGGAGCCAGAGACGCGGAGCCCGCGCGAGCGGCGGAGACAGGGCUCCGGAGCCACAGAUCCGGGCCCCGGCCGCCGCCAGGGGCCCCGCCCGGUCCCCCCACCCCACCCCACGUCCCUCCUGCAGCCCAGCUCCGCCCGCAACCGCCGCGGACCAGGCCAGCACCGCCGCCAUGAUGUGCGAGGUGAUGCCCACCAUCAGCGAGGAUGGCCGGCGGGGCUCGGCGCUGGGCCCGGACGAGGCGGGCGGCGAGCUGGAGCGCCUUAUGGUCACGAUGCUUACGGAGCGCGAGCGCCUGCUGGAGACGCUCCGCGAGGCGCAGGACGGGCUGGCUACGGCGCAGUUGCGGCUGCGCGAGCUGGGCCACGAGAAGGACUCGCUGCAGCGCCAGCUCAGCAUCGCUCUGCCCCAGGAGUUUGCGGCUCUGACGAAAGAACUGAACUUAUGUCGGGAGCAGCUGCUGGAGCGGGAGGAAGAGAUUGCAGAGCUGAAGGCGGAGCGCAACAACACGAGGCUUCUCCUUGAACAUCUGGAAUGCCUGGUGUCCAGGCACGAGAGGUCACUGCGCAUGACCGUGGUAAAGCGCCAGGCCCAGUCCCCGGGUGGGGUCUCUUCCGAGGUGGAGGUGCUCAAGGCUCUAAAAUCCCUCUUCGAGCACCACAAGGCCCUGGAUGAGAAGGUCCGGGAGCGACUGCGGAUGGCGCUGGAGCGGGUGGCGGUGCUAGAGGAGGAGUUGGAGCUGAGCAAUCAGGAGACCCUGAGCCUUCGAGAGCAGCUGUCUAGGCGCCGGUCGGGGCUGGAGGAGCCCGGCAAGGAUGGGGAUGGGCAGCCCCUGGCCAAUGGCCUUGGUCCUGGCGGGGAUUCGAACCGGCGGACCGCGGAGCUGGAGGAGGCCCUGGAGCGGCAGCGUGCGGAGGUGUGCCAGCUGCGAGAGCGCCUGGCGGUGUUGUGCCGCCAGAUGAGCCAGCUGGAGGAGGAGCUGGGCACCGCCCACCGCGAGCUGGGUAAGGCCGAGGAAGCUAACGCCAAGCUCCAGCGCGACCUCAAGGAGGCGCUUGCGCAGCGGGAGGAUAUGGAGGAGCGGAUCACCACCCUGGAGAAGCGCUACCUGAGUGCCCAGCGAGAGGCCACGUCUCUGCACGAUGCCAAUGACAAGCUGGAGAAUGAGUUGGCCAGCAAGGAGUCGCUGUACCGGCAGAGUGAGGAGAAGAGCCGUCAGCUGGCGGAGUGGUUAGACGACGCCAAGCAGAAGCUGCAGCAGACACUGCAGAAGGCGGAGACCUUGCCGGAGAUAGAGGCCCAGCUGGCCCAGCGGGUGGCGGCGCUCAACAAAGCUGAGGAACGUCACGGGAAUUUUGAGGAGCGGCUUCGGCAGCUGGAGGCCCAGCUGGAGGAGAAGAACCAGGAGCUGCAGCGGGCGCGGCAACGGGAGAAGAUGAACGAUGACCACAAUAAGCGGCUGUCAGAGACGGUAGACAAAUUGCUGAGCGAGUCCAACGAACGGUUACAGCUGCACCUCAAGGAGCGCAUGGGGGCUCUCGAGGAGAAGAAUUCACUGAGCGAGGAGAUAGCAAACAUGAAGAAGCUUCAGGAUGAACUCCUGCUCAACAAGGAGCAGCUCUUGGCAGAGAUGGAGCGGAUGCAGAUGGAGAUCGACCAGCUUCGGGGGAGGCCACCGUCCUCCUACUCCAGGUCUCUCCCCGGAAGUGCCCUGGAGCUCCGUUACUCCCAGGCACCCACACUACCUUCUGGUGCCCACCUGGACCCGUAUGGGGCUGGCAGUGGCCGGGCAGGCAAGAGGAGCCGCUGGUCAGGGGUCAAGGAUGAGCCCUCCAAGAGACAGGAGUGGGAGCGGUCUGCCCCUGCAGGGUCCAUGCCACCUCCAUUCCCUGGGGAGCUGGAUGGCUCAGAUGAGGAGGAGGCUGAGGGGAUGUUUGGGGCUGAGCUGCUCUCCCCCAGCGGACAGGCCGACGUGCAGACACUUGCCAUUAUGCUUCAGGAGCAGCUGGAAGCCAUCAACAAGGAGAUCAAGCUUAUCCAAGAGGAGAAGGAGACAACGGAACAAAGGGCAGAGGAGCUAGAGAGCCGGGUGUCUGGCUCUGGCCUUGACUCCCUGGGCCGCUACCGCAGUAGUUGCUCACUGCCCCCCUCCCUCACUACCUCUACCCUUGCCAGCCCCUCCCCUCCCAGCUCUGGCCACUCAACACCCCGUCUGGCACCACCUAGCCCUGCCCGUGAGGGCACCGACAAAGCCAAUCAUGUCCCCAAGGAGGAAGCUGGGGCUCCACGAGGGGAGGGGCCAGCCAUCCCAGGAGACACCCCACCUCCCACUCCCCGUUCUGCCCGCCUUGAGAGAAUGACACAGGCCUUGGCACUGCAGGCGGGAUCCCUGGAAGAUGGUGGGCCCUCGCGGGGAAGUGAGGGCACCCCAGAUUCCCUGCACAAAGCCCCCAAGAAGAAGAGCAUCAAGUCAUCCAUAGGCCGUCUCUUUGGCAAGAAGGAGAAGGGGCGAAUGGGACCACCAGGCCGGGACAGCUCUUCUCUGGGAACACCCUCAGAUGAGACACUGGCCACAGACCCUCUGGGGUUAGCCAAGCUGACGGGCCCAGGAGACAAGGACCGACGGAACAAGAGGAAGCACGAACUUCUGGAAGAGGCCUGCCGCCAGGGCCUGCCCUUUGCUGCUUGGGAUGGGCCCACCGUGGUCUCCUGGCUGGAGCUGUGGGUAGGCAUGCCUGCAUGGUAUGUGGCUGCCUGCCGGGCCAACGUCAAGAGCGGGGCCAUCAUGGCCAACCUGUCCGACACGGAGAUCCAGCGGGAGAUCGGCAUCAGCAACCCGCUGCACCGGCUCAAACUGCGCCUGGCCAUCCAGGAGAUGGUUUCCCUCACCUCGCCCUCAGCGCCCGCCUCCUCCCGCACGUCCACAGGAAACGUGUGGAUGACACACGAGGAGAUGGAGUCCCUGACGGCCACGACUAAGCCUAUCCUGGCAUAUGGUGACAUGAACCACGAGUGGGUGGGGAACGACUGGCUGCCCAGCCUGGGGCUGCCCCAGUACCGCAGCUACUUCAUGGAGUCGCUGGUGGACGCCCGCAUGUUAGAUCAUCUUAACAAGAAGGAGCUCCGGGGCCAGCUCAAGAUGGUGGACAGCUUCCACAGGGUGAGUCUGCAUUAUGGGAUCAUGUGCCUGAAACGGCUCAAUUAUGACCGGAAGGACUUGGAGCGGAGGCGGGAAGAGAGUCAGACCCAGAUCCGGGACGUGAUGGUGUGGUCCAACGAGCGGGUCAUGGGUUGGGUGUCCGGGCUGGGACUGAAGGAAUUCGCCACAAACCUCACGGAGAGUGGGGUGCAUGGGGCGCUGCUCGCCCUGGACGAGACCUUCGACUACUCCGACCUGGCCUUGCUCCUGCAGAUCCCCACACAGAAUGCGCAGGCCCGGCAGCUCCUGGAGAAGGAGUUCAGCAACCUCAUCUCCUUGGGCACCGACAGGAGGCUGGACGAGGACAGCGCCAAGUCCUUCAGCCGCUCCCCGUCCUGGAGGAAGAUGUUUCGAGAGAAGGACCUCCGAGGCGUAACCCCCGACUCAGCUGAGAUGUUGCCCCCUAACUUUCGUUCGGCCGCAGCGGGGGCCCUGGGAUCUCCGGGGCUCCCUCUCCGCAAGCUGCAGCCCGAAGGCCAGACUUCUGGGAGCUCCCGGGCAGACGGCGUUUCGGUCCGGACCUACUCCUGCUAGUGUAGGCCUCCAGGUGACCUCACUCGGAUGGAAGAAUCUUCCAGAGGCUGGGCUGUUCCCCCUCCUGCCCAGAGUAUGGUCUCGCCGGGGAGAGCGGGCGGGGGAGCUCGCGCCGCGGACUGGACCAUCUGUACAGACGAGCGGGGAGUGCGAGUCCCCGCCUCACAAAAGGACUGGGCCUGGACCAAACCACACGAACUGGACUGAGAGGGGGAACGAAGAGGGCAGGAAGAAAUCCCGCCCCAAACUUCCGCCUCCCUUUUCUCUACUUUGUAAUUUAUUGAUCAGUUUCCGAUGGGAGAUGGGUGCCCUUUCCCCGCGGGAAGGGAGCGGGGCUUCCCUCCCAGGCCGCAUGCUAGGAGAGGCUGCCCGCUCCCUUUUCUCCUCCCCAGUCGCGGGGCCCAAGUCUUCCUUCUUCGUCCGAAAGGAGGGGAGGGGGGACUCGCUGCUACAAGCCUCGCCCCAUGUGCCACUCAUCCCCGCCCCGCCGCGUCAGGUCGCCGGUGCCUGGGGUCAGCUGCGGGUGGAGUCCCUUCUUCCUCCCCAGUGUCUCGUGUCCCCGGGGCCUCUCCGCCCCCCGUGCUGUGGCCGUGUCCGUGCCCCGGGGGUAGGGGGUGCAGAACUGCGCUCCCGGUUCCCCUCCGGCUCCGGGGUUUGCAUGGGAGAAUCCUCUUUCCACGAUGCCACUGGGCGACGUGGCGUGGGGGGAGGGAGGACGGUGGGGGAGCCCUCGCCCGAGACUCUUGGUCGGCCUCCCUGCCCCAGGCGUCACUCAGUGAUCACGGGUAAAGAGAACUGUUUCAAAAAGC